AUGCCUAAGCAGCCCUCUUCAACAAGAAAUGUAAAGCAGCCCAAAGUCCGCCGUAACCACUCAGGCUGUCGACCAUGCCGUAGAAGAGGAAAGCGGUGCGAUGAGGAAAAGCCUAGCUGCGGGGCCUGCCAGAGGUUGUCAUUGGAUUGUAGCUACGGUAUCGACUUUACUUUCCAUAGCCUGGACAGAGCAUUUUUUCAGACGCAGCUAGCAGAUCAGAAAGCAUCAACUCGAUCAAGUACGAUUUCGAAACGAACUACAGCGAAGAUUGUGCAGGACCCGAAAAUUAAGAUUGGAUUGCCUGACUACUUGAACAGACUGGCAACCUCUCAUGCACCACCAACUGUCAGCACGCAACAUGAGAUAGAGCUUCGAUACUUGAACCAUUUUCAGACUCAUGUGCGCCAUCUCCUUCCAGCAGCUUCGCUGCAACUUGUCGACAGAUCCCUACAGUCCCUUGGAUUACGAUUCGCCGUGCUUUGUAUAUCGGCAUCCAAUCUCUCAAUGCUCAAUGCAGGGGUUCAGAGCCGCGUUGUACCAAAUGAUAGCCGAAAGUCGGUUUUCAGCCCAGUCGUCAAUGGCCUGCAUCACAGUAACGCCCAAAAAUAUCACGAUUUGGCGCUGUGGAAUUGCCGCACUGCGGAGCAUGACGGGAUCAAAAAUGAAGCACCUGCGCUACUCGCUGCACACGUUCUUCUGGCGUAUUACCACCAUGCAUCCACCGAUCAUCUACGAUUUCGAUUCGCCGUGAAGGAUGCUGUCCGAUUCGUUUUGCAGAACAGGGCGACUAUCGCCAAUUCUCCAGAUGGUCCUGACGCAUUGCAAAUGUGGUACCGUCUCUGCGCAUCCCACCGACCAGCAAAGCCACCAGCCUUGCUUCUUGAAGGCGAGGGAGCAAGUUCCUUUGGGCCGAAUCUUCUUCCAGAUGUUACUGAGCAUACCUAUCUCAAUUGCAUCGUGGGGAUGGGUGUAGACGAUCUUAUCUAUGACAUUCUUAUCAAAACACUGGAAAUCCGGACCAAGUUGGUGGUAUUUCGUUGUGUGGCAGCCAUCCGUCAGGUCUCUGAGACCUCAAGUGAUAUUGGCCCUCUUACACAUGAAGUGAUGAAUAAAAUGCUUGGGCGAGAAUGCGGGCCGGAUGAAUAUGCGGAAGCCCGGGAUAGCUUUAUGCGCGGUUCAAAUUUGCUAGGCUUGCUGGAUGUACAAAAGGAACGUUUGAAGGUUUGGCGAUCGCGACUUAGUGCGGAACAGUUGCGAGCCCAAGGCGACUCUACUCCUUGCAUACAAAGGAAAACGACCCCUGAAGUCUCAAACUUACCCAUAGGCCAACAAUUUCUGACCCAUCGAGAUGCCAUGAACGCCUUGUACAGUUUGCUUUGCGAAAUGGCAUUCGAAGAUGCCAAGCAAGCUUUCGCAUCACACCACACGUCUACAGUUGUUGGAGCCGAUCCUUCACAUGUCAUUGCCGAUAUGGCUUAUAGUGCGUGCCACGUUGCUAAUAGUCUUGAUCUGGCCGUGUCGAAUACGUCGGACAUCUACACGCUGAGCCUAGCAGAGGUCUUGCUUCAACUUGUAUUUCUCUGGCGGUCGGAUGAGCUUUUUACCUACAUCCUGGAUGUUUUAUGGCCCCAGCUUGAGACGCAUGGAAAGGGCUACGAGCACUCCCACUACCCUACGCAUCUCGUCAAGCGUAUUAUAACUCAAACUGCAGUAUACUGGGAGCAAGGUCGAGUGGUAAACUUUGCCCUGCCAGCAGUCGCAGAGAAUAUAUCGAAGUUAAGCCUGUUGGAUAUUGACCACCCGAUAGACCUGGUGGUGUGCGGAUAUAACACGGAUGGCAUGUAUUUCAUCGAGAAAAUCCCGCUGCCUUGA
This is a messenger RNA of Aspergillus nomiae NRRL 13137, 1872 nucleotides long. RefSeq names its product Zn(II)2Cys6 transcription factor domain-containing protein. The record is from RefSeq and is a predicted model, not a curated record. Lineage: Eukaryota; Fungi; Ascomycota; Eurotiomycetes; Eurotiales; Aspergillaceae. Gene Ontology annotation, biological process: regulation of transcription by RNA polymerase II. The transcript has 2 exons. Bases 1 to 1872 code for a protein of 623 amino acids. Gene Ontology annotation, molecular function: DNA-binding transcription factor activity, RNA polymerase II-specific; zinc ion binding.